AUGAAGAAAAUUUCAAAUCAGUUAAGAAAUGUUGACUUUUUCAGCGUAACAUACUCUCCUGCCAUAUCAGAUGGACUCAACUAUAACCAUUCUAGUGUUAUUGGUGGAAUUAUCUCCUUGAUAAUAGGUGCAUUAAGUUUAAUCUAUUGUAUAUACUAUAUGUACAUGUGGUGGAGCUACCAGUUAUUGCCGAAAGUGGCUGAAGACAUUAACAAGUUUGAGGAGGAGACCGAUUUCGGGUUCAUCAAUAAUAGAAUGUAGGUGAUUGCAUAUGACAAUAAUGGAUUAUCUAAGAUUAAUCCAUUCAAAAGUGAUGAGAUCAUCUUGAUGCCAUUAAUAAUGGAUCUAGAUGUUGGCAAUUUUGAGCCCCUCAUUAGCAACAUCACAGAGGAACAACUGCUUGACAUAAACAUCCAGAUGGGGAAGGAAAAAUAAUUUAUAAUCAUCUUUACACUUUGCAAGGACGAAUAUUUGAUUGGCGACUACAAAUGUGCCUCAGAAGAAAUAUAAUAGAGUUACUUUAACGAAUCAGGCAACAUGUUGUAUACCAAUAUUGAGUUCACUACCAUAAAUCCAUCCACAUUUGAGCCUUAAUAGUUUCUCAGAACCUAUCCAAUCUAUAUCCAUUCGGAUGCAGAAUUGUGCUCUUAAAUUACGUUGCAUUACUAAUUGAACCAUUACUUAAUAAAUAAGGCAUUUCUAUUUUCAUCUAAUGUUGAGGAGCAUAAUUACAUCUCAAAUUCACUAAAUUAUCCCUAAUUUGGUACCAAGAGAUAUUGUGAUAAAACCUUCUUACCUAAUACCUAUGGAGUUUAUUGGAUAUUAUUUUAAUAACAAUAUCAUACUAUCUAGAUUGGGUACCCAUCCAUCAGUGAAGUAUUUGCUGCAAUUGGAUCAAUUAUCAGUAUUUUAUUUUCAGUCAAAUAUCUCAUCACUAUUUUAAAUUUGUCUUAAAUGAGAUAAUCUGUUCUGGAUGACAUCAUGAGAUAAUAUUACCCUGAAAUUAGGAGGUUUAAAAUCAUUAAAAACUUUUGGGGUAAAAUAAAAUCAGUUAAGUUUGAUAGUGUGUAAGUGGAAUUGCCUAGUUUCUUAGCAUUCCAAAAGUAAAUUCAUUCUUAGAUGGCUUGUAAAUUGAAUUAUAAAAACUUAUUGUAUGAAAUGUCUCGGUUUCAAUUUAUCAUGAUGUCCAUCAAGAGACGGAAAGAAAUAGAAAAAGUUCAUGCAGUUGGGAUCAAAGUUCCUAUGAGAUUGUCAGAUUCAGGAGAAUCGUUUAUUAUUUCAGAGGGUAUCCAAAAUCAAUAGAAAACUCUUAAUUAUAGAAAUAUGAACACUCUUUCAACUAAAUACGAUAUCUUGAAUAUGAAUGAUGCUUUGAUAUUAAGUUAGGAUUAUAAAAAAUGUACAUAACAACCAGAAACUCAAGUUGGGUUGACAACUAACAAUGUAGAUAAUUGUAAUGAUAAUGAAGAAAAUGAAAGGGAAUAAGACUUCUAUGAUAUUAAUUUCAUUAAACAAUAGGAGUCACCAAUCAUUAAACAAAACGACGAAUAAAUAUGA
Messenger RNA from Paramecium octaurelia, 1557 nucleotides. Lineage: Eukaryota; Ciliophora; Oligohymenophorea; Peniculida; Parameciidae. The record is from the annotation of a GenBank genome assembly.